Anopheles aquasalis is the source of this 1924-nucleotide messenger RNA. RefSeq names its product fibrinogen beta chain-like. The record is from RefSeq and is a predicted model, not a curated record. Lineage: Eukaryota; Metazoa; Arthropoda; Insecta; Diptera; Culicidae.
AUGAAGCUGAUCAUAAGCUUCAUCGUUGUUUGUGCUGCAGUGUACGCAAACGCCAACCAGGAAACAGCGUCCGGAGAUGGAACUCUGGGAAACGACCCGAAGGCGCUGCAGGCCAAGUUUGAUUUAAUCGACCGUAAGUUGUUGGAACUGCAGGUUGAACUGAAGAACCAGCGCGAGGAAGUCGCUAGGAACUUCAGUUUGCUCCAGGAUUGUGUCACGCCAACAGCGCCAUCAACCCAGAUCACCUCAACAACACCGAACCCUAAGGGACCAAGAUCGUGCAAAGAGGUGGCGUCGAAUGUCUCCGGAGUGCAUCUCAUCUACGUUGAUAACAAUGAUGCCCCAUUUCAAGUCUACUGUGAGAUGGAAAAGAAUGGAGGAGGUUGGUUGGUAGUGCAGCAUCGUUUUAACGGAUCGGUCGAUUUUUAUCGUACCUGGGAUGAAUACCGCGAAGGAUUUGGAGACCUCAACGGUGAAUUCUGGCUGGGCCUAGAAAAGAUGCAUCAGAUCACCGCGUCGCGCAACCACGAGUUGAUAGUAGAGCUAAAGGAUUUCAACAACAAAAACAAAAAAGCACGCUAUUACGGGUUCCAAAUAGGUAGCGAAAGUGAGGGAUACAAGCUAAAGACCUUGGGAGAUUAUAGGGGAGAUGCAGGUGACACAAUGAAGUGCGCUGGACCACAGUUCCGAAUCGAUCAGCAAUCGACGUGUAGUCCGAAAAUGAAGCUGACCAUUGGCUUCAUCGUUGUUUGUGCUGCAUUGUACGCAGGGACAGCUAACAAAUGCCCAGAACAAAUCGCCGACGCCAUCGUAGAGACACCGCCUGGAGAUGGAAUUCUCGGACAAGUGCUGGAAGUGCUGCUAGCCAGGUUUGAUUUCAUUGACCGUAAGUUAUUGGAACUGCAGGUUGAAGUCACCGAGCAUCGCGAGGAAUCGGAGAGAAAUCGUUUCUUCAACGAUAAAACGUUCGCCGACUUAAUCUGGACGAUCUACCGUCUAGAGCAGGACGUCGGAAGGAACUUCAGUGUGCUCCAGGAUCAUUCCCUGAUCAUCCUUGACCAACAGAAAUCGUGUGCAAACCAUGACCGGCUGCGCGAGAAGUUGUUGGACUACCGCCCGAAGCAGAACAACUCAUCCUACGAUCCCCUGAAACGAAUUUUGCUCUCCUUCAAAUCGCGCAUCCCGGAUUGUGUUACGCCAUCUACAUUGCCACCUUCUGAGAUAGAAAGCACCGCAGCAACAACGGUAACAGAAUCAACAACAACAUUUAAACCUAAGCAACCCGCGUCGUGCAAGGAGGUGACAUCGAAUGUCUCCGGAGUGCAUUUCAUCCACGUUGAUAACAAUAGUGACCCUUUCCAAGUUUACUGUGAGAUGGAAAAGCAUGGAGGAGGUUGGCUGGUAGUGCAGCAUCGUUUUAACGGAUCGGUCGAUUUUUAUCGUACCUGGGAUGAAUACCGGGAAGGAUUUGGAGACCUCAACGGUGAAUUCUGGCUCGGACUAGAAAAGAUGCACCAGAUCACCGCGUCGCGUAAUCAUGAAUUAAUGGUAGAGAUAAGAGAUUUCAGCGGAGACUACGGAUAUGCACGCUAUAACGGAUUUCAAAUAGGUAGCGAGAGUGAGGCAUACAAGCUAAAGACCUUGGGAGAUUAUAGUGGCACUGCAGGUGACUCAAUGACCGAGACCAAUAAAGGAAUGAAGUUCUCCACCAAAGAUAGGGAUAAUGAUGAGUCUCGUUACAGUUGUGCUCAAGACAGGCAAGGCGCUUGGUGGUACGAGCAUUGUAGUAAUACGAAUUUGAACGGAGUGUACCAAAACAACAUAGGCUAUGAAACAAUGAAUUGGCAUCAUUUCAAAAACGAUUAUAACGGGUUGAGGUUCUCCAGGAUGAUGAUCCGCGAAUUAUAAUAAAGGUGUUGGUAAC